Saccostrea cuccullata (small rock oyster) is the source of this 1415-nucleotide messenger RNA. RefSeq names its product von Willebrand factor D and EGF domain-containing protein-like. The record is from RefSeq and is a predicted model, not a curated record. The coding region runs from base 18 to 1394 and encodes 458 amino acids. The transcript has 7 exons. NCBI's taxonomy places the organism in Eukaryota, Metazoa, Mollusca, Bivalvia, Ostreida, Ostreidae.
CACUUGCAAUCUAUAUCAUGGAAUGGAGUGGACAUUAUAACAUCGACCUUGAGAUUCUCCCCUCUGCAAUGGAUAUAGGAAAUGCUGAUGGUUUAUGUGGAUACUUUGAUGGUGACAGGGAAAACGACUUCAGAAGACGAAAUAGUACCAUUACAGACGACAUCAGUCAGAGUUAUCCUAAUGACUUCUCUAGGUCAUGGAUGAUUCCAGACAACGAAAAUCUUUUCAGUGGUAGCUCCUUAGUUUAUAGCGGUUUGCAAUCAGUGUCCUCAAUUCUAGUACCUCACUGCGCAUGCACGGAGGACGGUAAAACCCAGUGCUCCUACAAUACGUUUACACCCUGCAACUCAAACCGAGGCAAACAGUACGAAUGUAAUGUAGAUCUUGUACAGAACAGAAGACGAAAGCGGGAUGUUUCCGAUAUGUCUAUGGAAAGAGAUCCUUUACUUAGAAUGAAACGCACGAUUUCCUACGUACAGACGACUGAAUACUCAGAGAGAGUUUGUCUCCAGGCUUUUGAAAAUUCACCUGAAUACAACACUUGUCAACAACACGUGAAUGACCUUAGUAAUGUAACCUUGUCCAACUGCAUUGAAGACAUAAGAAUGACAGGCGAUGAUAACCUAACACAGAUUCACGUUGAAGCCGCCCUACAGCAAUGUUCCACAUUUGUGCUUUUAAAUGCCACACUGCAAGAGGCAGAACCGGAAGUAACGUAUACAAUACAAAACCUCUGUCCAAGCAAUUGUACCGGACAUGGCACGUGUGAUGGUGGUAACUGUACCUGUGACACUGGCUUUGGAGGGAGCGACUGUUCCUUUGAUUUACUCGCACCUCCUACCAUAACAAGUGUUCCCGGGGCCGGUCUGUGCGAUCGGUCCACUAAAACCUGUAAAGAGGCAACAAUAAUGGGAAAAUAUUUCUUUGAAAACAUGAACUCAAUAUGCUAUCUUACUGUGAAACAGACCAAAAUUAACCAAACGGAAGAAAGUGAGGAAAGACAGAUGAAUUUACAAGAGAGAACACUUUUUGAGGGAUUCUGUCCACUUCCGUACGAUACAACUGACAUCUGGACGACAGAAGUAAAGUUUAACAUUUCUAAUGACGGAGUACGUUAUACAGACACGUAUAAUGUUAUUAUAUACCAAUCUCACUGUCAGGAGUACCAUAAUGAAUCAGGGAAUGUGUAUUUCACCUUAAAGGAUGAUUUCUGUUACAUCGAUAGUACAUGCAUUAGCCCCAUGCAGAAUAGUUCAACCAACGAGUGUCUUUACUGCAAUGCGACGAAUGAUAAAUUCAACUGGACAGAAAACGAAUGCAAGUGUCAAUCUUUCAUAAUGAAACGUUAUUCUUCAUACUUCCCUUUGCAUUGUAUAAUUUUGAAUGCCAUCUGAUUUACAAUAUAAAUCAUUGGC